AUGCGAUUGACCAUUCGCCUUCCAAGUAAGGACUUCACCGAACGUCUGAAAACACACUUCAGAGGUGUGAAGGACGCCGACAAUAAGGCCGUCUUCUCUGAGGAAACUGCCACGUCGCACAAGCGUGAAUUCUCCAUCAUUUUGCCCUCCGCGGUUUAUCAAAUAGAUACCAACGAUCGUGGGAUCAUCAUCGUUUUCGACACGGAGCAGCAAGCCCGUAUCUGGGAGCCCUACUCUCGAAUCUGGUCGUGGAAGCUACCGGGCUCAGGUAAAGACAAGACCAGGAUCGGUAUCUUCUACGCUUGGCCGCAUCCAAGGCUGGCAAAAGCUAGCACGUACAUGAUGGGUGUCAAUAUAAGGACCAGCAUCCUCGUCGUUCUCCUUGCUCCUCUCGCCGCCUUGCUGGCUGGACGAGUUCGUGUGCUCUCCCUGGCUUACUCUAAUGCACCGGAACGGAUGCCCAGACAUGCAAACUUCACAUCCUACGAGGUCAAGUUCGCAGACCAGAUCCGGAACUGCGAAGAUGCUGUUCUCGUUGAGAACGGGGGCAUAGCACUGCUUGCAUGUGACCCGGGCCGAGAGACCUGGAACACGGUCAUGGGUGACUUUGUUGAUAGCGCCGAACCCGACCCUAAUGCUGCGCUCUAUGCUUGGGACUACGGGAACUCGUCCCUUCCUGAAGAGGAGAGCCUCGCGCGUAUCAAGGUCGUCGGGUUCGACUCCGAGCUCCGCACGAUAGGCUUCGAAUACCACGAGCCCAGCUCCACGCUCUUCGUGACAAAUCAUGGGCGCCAGGGGUCUCGAAUCGAGCAGUUCCAUCUGGACCUCGAAAGUCUAACAGCCACACACGUCCGCUCCAUCGUCCACCCACUGAUCAGCAUCCCGAACUCCAUCGCCGCAGUCAGCGGGUCCGAGUUCUACGUCACGAACCAGCACCACUUCACCGCCCGCGAGCACCCCCUCCUCUCGGCCGUCGAGACGUACGCCGCGCUGCCGAUCGCGACCGUCGUGCACGUCAACAUCCUGGAGGACGGCACCGUCGACGCCGCGGUGGUCGCCCGGCAGGCCUACCCCAACGGCAUCGUGCUGCUCAACGAGACCACCCUCGCCGUCGCGGCCACGAGCAAGCGCACCGUCAACCUGUAUACCGUCUCCCCGGCAGCAGACGCCGCGCAGCACCCAAGCCUGGAGCUGGCCGACAGCUUCUGGCUGCCCUUCCUGCCGGACAACCUCUCUGUGUCGAAAGGCGACGGCGCUCUGCUCGUCGCGGGGCACCCGCAUCUCCCGAGCUUGAACAAAUUCACGCGCUCGCGGCGCAUCUGCCACCGCGCGGAGGUGCUAGAAGCACAGGGCCAGGAGGCACAAGCCGUGUGCGAAGGCACAGGUGCCGCGUCGUGGGCAAGCGAGUGGACGCCAGAAGGUGGGGUGAGGCAUAUAUAUGCCGGGUGGGAGUAUCCAACGAGCGCUUCAGUUGUAAGGGACAGGGAGCGACGCGUCGGGGUUGUGGCGGGGCUUUAUGCAAAGGGCUUGCUUGUGUGGCGGGACUGA
Messenger RNA from Diaporthe citri, 1548 nucleotides. RefSeq lists its product as uncharacterized. Bases 1 to 1548 code for a protein of 515 amino acids. The record is from RefSeq and is a predicted model, not a curated record. The transcript is spliced from 4 exons. NCBI's taxonomy places the organism in Eukaryota, Fungi, Ascomycota, Sordariomycetes, Diaporthales, Diaporthaceae.